Molecule: messenger RNA, 804 nt
Organism: Clarias gariepinus (North African catfish)
Lineage: Eukaryota; Metazoa; Chordata; Actinopteri; Siluriformes; Clariidae
Product: CD209 antigen-like protein E
Exons: 5
Coding region: 67-804 (245 amino acids)
Biological process (GO): biological process involved in interspecies interaction between organisms
Cellular component (GO): external side of plasma membrane
Molecular function (GO): fucose binding; D-mannose binding
Source: RefSeq, a predicted model, not a curated record
UGAUCUGGCUGAUUUGUAAAAGCUGUUUAGUGUAAGAUCAGGAUUAGUAACUAGUGCAGACUGAAGAUGAAUCGGGAAGUUUACGCAAACACGGGAGUAACUGCACACAACACAUCUCAUUCAGAUGAAGGCAUUUAUGACAACGAGCUGAACUUGGAGACUUGCUGGAACAGAAACAACCAGCAUUCUACAAACUCAGGGGGAGACACUAGAUGGAGUAGGUCUUACAGAAUAACUGCAAUGUGUGUGGUGCUGCUGUGUGUUCUCCUGCUGACUGCCAUCACAGUGCUGUGGAUCAAAUACAACAUCCUGAUUACUGAAAAUAACCAGCUACAGACUGGUAACAACAAUCUGACUAUAGAGAGAGACCAGUUACUGAGGGAGAGAGAUGGAUGCCUGAGAACAUUUGGUGAUUUGUGUAAGUGGUGUUUUAUCUUCGGCAGUCUUUAUUUCAUGUAUAAUGAGGAGAAGAACUGGACUGAGAGCAGACAGAUCUGCAUGGACAAAGGAGCCGACCUGGUGAUCAUAAACAACAGAGAGGAACAGGAGUUCAUCAGUAAACAAAAGGUGAAUGGCAGAAUUCAGGCUUGGAUUGGUCUGAGUGACAGAGAGACAGAGGGAGAGUGGAAAUGGGUGGACGGUACACCACUGACUACUGCGUUCUGGGCUUCAGGGGAACCGAAUAAUGCAGGUGGUGAUGAGGACUGUGCUGAGUUUUAUAGUGGUGACACUGGGAACUUCUGGAAUGACAAGAAAUGCACUACUAAAGGAAACUGGAUCUGUGAGAAACAUCUUUCACAGUGA